AUGCUUGGACGGCUUUAUGAGCUACGAGAAGAGGUAGCAAUAUUUUUAGAUUCACAGCAGAAGGCAGACUUUCAUGACAAUUUCCAAUCUGAAGGCUUUCAGAUAACUCUAGCUAACCUGGUGGACAUUUUUGAAGCAUUGAAUGCUGUGAACCUUAAACUACAAGGGAAAAGCAUCAACAUCAUCACGCACCAUGACACCAUUCGAGCCUUCAUGGCCAAACUCGACCUCUGGAAAUGUCGGGUUCAGCAGGGAAAUGCAGCCAGUUUUAGGAACUUGGAUUCUGCUCUCGCUGACAGUAACCUCGUCCCUGACUUGAAAGCAGAAUUCAUCAGAUACUUCCCAGAUAUAGAUGACAAGCGUGAAGCCUGGAAAUUCAUCAGGAACCCAUUUCAAUGUGAAGUAGCUGAUGCUGCUGAUGAAGUCCAAGAAGAGUUCCUAGAAUUGAAGUUCAACUCUACAGCUAAAGAAGACUUCAAAGAUAUGGAUUUGGAGACGUUCUGGGGCAAAUACCUUCCCGUUUACCUUCUGAUCUCACAUCAGGCUCUUCGGAUUCUAACAAUGUUUGGAUCCACAUAUCUAUGUGAAACUGCAUUUUCCACGAUCGUUGCUAUCAAAACCAAGUACAGAAACCGCCUGAACGUUGAAGGGGACUUACGUUGUGCACUCUCAAGCAUUCGACCAUGUAUUCAAGAUCUGGUAGCUUAG
Molecule: messenger RNA, 708 nt
Organism: Macrobrachium nipponense
Lineage: Eukaryota; Metazoa; Arthropoda; Malacostraca; Decapoda; Palaemonidae
Product: zinc finger BED domain-containing protein 5-like
Exons: 1
Coding region: 1-708 (235 amino acids)
Molecular function (GO): protein dimerization activity
Source: RefSeq, a predicted model, not a curated record